This is a messenger RNA of Nelumbo nucifera (sacred lotus), 934 nucleotides long. RefSeq lists its product as uncharacterized. The record is from RefSeq and is a predicted model, not a curated record. Gene Ontology annotation, biological process: protein N-linked glycosylation. Lineage: Eukaryota; Viridiplantae; Streptophyta; Magnoliopsida; Proteales; Nelumbonaceae.
CGAAUUGAGCCGAACUCGUACAUACGAGGCUUUGAAUCGAACCCAACUUGAGCUCGAAUUCUACUCUCAUGAAACCAAGCUAAAAUUGUCAAAUAUUCGGCUCGAAUCCACCCCCUGCGCCGUCACCGAGAGCACUGCGGAAGAGCUGAACCAGAAAGAAGGAAACGGAGGAUUGUAAAAUUUAAUCGGACUCGGGUAAUCAGAUUGGAUGUGGUUAAGAGACUCACGACCUCAUGAAUCCCGAUCUGAUAAAAAGCCUGGAUCGGUGUCGGGUCGAUUAUCGGAUUUUUGAACUCCGUUGACAGCCCUAAAAAGCGCUGAUAUCUGCGUGGAACCGCGGAAGAACUGAACAAGAAGAAGAGGGAAAGGGAGAAGGAGAGCCUGGGAUUCAUGGCAGGGUUGGGGAGCUCCAUGCUAUACUCAUUUUUGCUAUUUUCUGUCAUUCUCUCACUUCAGGAAAUGUAUAGGGAGAAAUUGGCAUCUUCAGAGUUAUUUACCAUACUUGGAGGCUUCAUUAGCUCUCUCAUUUUUGCUGUAUUGCUAACAUUUAUAGGGAAUUUCCAGGAAACAUGUGGCAUCAGAACUGGAUGGGGUUCUGUUUUAGUAGCAGAAGCUAUUGCUUUAAUUGCAGCUGGCACAGUUCAUCGAGUUUGUGUCACGACAUGUUUUUUGUUCUCUGCCGGACUUCUCUAUGAGAUCAACAAGCUCUCGGGGAUGAUGCUUUUGAAAAAUGAGGUUAAAACAAGAAGGCAUUAAGUAGAAUACUAAUGUAUUAGGUUUAAAAUGUCAGCCUUUACUGCUUGUGAACUUUUUAAAGAUCUCAAAUUCAAAGACUAUCGAGAAUUAAAUACUGCCCGAUUUUCCUUCUACUGUAUAAUUUUGUUUUAUCAUACUGCUAUAAAUUUCAUAAGUAGAAAGAAUUGUUUUAGCUGAA